Messenger RNA from Sparassis crispa, 735 nucleotides. RefSeq lists its product as hypothetical. Lineage: Eukaryota; Fungi; Basidiomycota; Agaricomycetes; Polyporales; Sparassidaceae. The transcript has 4 exons. The record is from RefSeq and is a predicted model, not a curated record. Bases 1 to 735 code for a protein of 244 amino acids.
AUGAUUUCCCUUAAUCCCGGCUCGCUCUGCGACGUCUGCGCAGAGGAGUAUGGCCCGCACAACUACCCUCAUUCCAUUCCUUGUGGACAUGUACUAUGUCUCGACUGCUGCAACAACAUACUCCAGAAAACGUCGCCACGUCUUACUCCCUCCUGUCCUUUCUGUCGCGUGCAGUUCACCAGCGACGACAUUCGUUUGAUUCGUCUUGACUUCGGCUCCAGCGGCUAUGCGACUCCCCGCACAGGUACCAUCGAGGCCAACCACCAGCCUGCCGAUGGGAGCGAUGAUGAUAUCUUGCUGUUGAACCCCGGCCUUCUCAAAACACGCGCAGAGGCGCGGCGGCUCGAGUACAAAGUCGCCAAAGUCGCAGCGAAGAAGUGUUCUGUCGAGGAGGUCACGACACUCCACAAGGAGCUUCAGGUGUGGUUGACGUCUGACUCCAAGCCCGAUGAUCAGGUCUCUUCUCUUCAGCUCAGCGCCGCCCUGCUACGUGCCAUUCUCGUGAACCAUCUCGCACAUUCUGAGGCCACCAAGCAUGCUAAGAGUGUCGAAGCGAACCUCAGGCAGAAGUUGGAGGAAGCUGAGUCGGAUAAGACUCAGCUAGAGGCGGAACUGCGCAAAGUGGUACGGUACCUUCAUUAUCACGAUUUAGCAUGGUCAUUGACAUUAUUUUGUCUAGCGAGCGCAAUAUUCGGCGAAGGCGCAGGAAUGUCAGUCCCUUCGCGCAGAGUUUAG